AUGGUUGGUCCUGAGUUAUUCUCGAUUGGUAAUCCAUGUUUGAGAGAUUAUCGAUAUGGUGCUAAUUAUUGUGGUUUACCACAAAAUGUUUCAUGGAAACGUAUUGAACAACAAUUGGCAGGUGAUGAAGCAGAAGAGUCAUCAUUACCAUCUUUGCCACAGUCAUCGACUUCUCCUCCAGACUUGAAAAGCAAACUGACUGCUGCAGACAAAAUCACAUUGACUGAGAAGCUCCAAAAUUUCAAAAAGCUUCAUAAAGAUUAUUUCUGGGUCUUAGAUGCCACAAUGCGACAAGCAGAAGUUGAUGAUGUUGAGCCAAUUUCUGUAGAAGAAAAGGUUAUGGCGUUUGCGUUGGGAUGCGAGUAUUAUCAUGAAGAAGAGCUCGAUGAAAUACGUGGUGCUGGUGGCGAUUUGCCUUGUGGUGUACCGAAAGAACUUGAACAAUGCUUCGAGAGUCUUAAAGAAUUGAAAACUGGUGCGGAGGUGUUCAAGUAUGCAAGAAGCAUUGAAAUCACCGAUCCUACCAAAGAAACAUUGAAAGUGUGGUUGUCGACCGAGCUACAAAAUAUAGCAAGUCUCUUUUUAGAAACUGGGACAUUCGAUAUUGGUAGUUUGAUGGAAUCGGACCAGUUGUACCGGUGUUUUGAUUUUUAUGCUACAGUUUUUAAAGGAAGUUCCAUCUUGGCAAAAGGAACUGAGAAGUCUAGUGAAGCCAAUGCCAGCUUGGUGAACCAAGACCGACAAUUAUCAUCUAUAAUGCCAAUAACAAACCAAAAGAUGGGAAGGCGAGUGGAUACGCUCUUCAACUGUGGUCAUAUCGAGCUUGGUUGCACAGAAAUAGGUGCCACAAAGGACCAAACAAAGGAGAUGCACGAUAGCUUUCUCAAGAUGCCUAUUAUAUUGCGCGAUAUGUUGUUGUUGGCGACUUUUAGGCCUAACCUGCUGCAUCAAUCCCAUGUGAUUGGAUGCAGUAUUUCAGGGGUUGGUGUGGUAGGACAAGAAAAUCUUCGAUUUUUGAAGUCCUAG
Molecule: messenger RNA, 1026 nt
Organism: Zychaea mexicana
Lineage: Eukaryota; Fungi; Mucoromycota; Mucoromycetes; Mucorales; Lichtheimiaceae
Exons: 6
Coding region: 1-1026 (341 amino acids)
Source: RefSeq, a predicted model, not a curated record